UAAAAGUUGUCCUUAAUGAGAAAUGUAGAUAAGAAAGCAGGCAAAAAAAGCAAAAUCAACCGAGAAAAAACAGCGCAUCGCAUAGUUUUGCGAUUUAGCUUUAUUCAAAUUUAGAGUUGGGCGCCAAACGCUCGUAGUGCCUGCAGCCCUAUUUUCGCGGCUGUGUGUGUGUGAUUGCUCAUAACAAUAGUGUUGUAAAACACUGUGUGUUGUGAUUGUUUUUGAUAAAGAUGUGUUUUCGGCAAAAUGACUGAAUUCCUUGCUGAAAACAAUGCCUGUGGCCAAAAUCUGCUGAAUAUUGUGUCGGUAGGUAACUCCAUCAUAGCAGAGAUCCUUCGACUCAAGGACUACGUUCCCCUAAUUUAUCGAUUGGAGACAAAGGCCGAUCGGGAGAAAUAUGGCGAGAUUAUACUCGACUUUAGCUACUUCAAGGUGGCCGAAGAGCACGAGAAGAAAAUCGAACAGAGCCCGGAGCUCAGUGAAUUGGAUGAUGACAUUCGGAGCCACUUGCCGCUGAUUAGACGCUUUUACCUGGCCUUCCAGAGCAUCCAUCACUAUGCCAAAGAUCUGCAGCAGUACAUAGAGGAACUGAACAGUGGAUACUACAUCCAGCAAACGCUGGAGACGGUGCUUCAGGACGAAGAGGGCAAGCAACUCUUGUGCGAGUCCCUUUACUUGUAUGGAGUUAUUUUGCUGCUUUUGGACUACCAUAUUUCCGGCGAUGUGAGGGAGCGCCUGCUGAUCUCCUACUACCGCUACAGCGGUGGCGAUGCCACGCCCAGUGGGGACGAGAGCAACAUCCACGAUGUCUGCCUACUCCUGCGAUCCACGGGCUACGUGCAUCCCUCGGAGACCGCCAAAUUGUUGAGCUUGGGAGGGAAACAGGCAGCGGCGGGAGCUGCCAACCUGGUAGUUCCCAAAUACCCCGAAGCGUACUUCUCCCGGUUUCGCUUCGAUGCGAACUUCAUAGAUCUGGUCAUUGCCCGUCUCCGCUGCGACGACAUCUACAACCAGUUGGCCAUUUACCCGCAUCCCUCGCACCGCUCCACGGCCCUCUCCUCCCAGGCGGCGGUGCUGUACGUGUGUCUCUACUUCUGCCCCCAGGUGCUGCACGGCCAGGGCUCGCAGAUGCGCGAAAUUGUGGACAAGUUCUACUGCGACAAUUGGAUCAUAUCCGUGUACAUGGGCAUCACGGUAAACCUUAUAGAUGCCUGGCUGGAUUUCCAGGCGGCCAGAUCUGCCAUAGCGAAUAUUGUGAAUCCAGCAGCCGUUCAAACGCUGUGCCAGCAGCAAAGCGAGCAGCUGGCGAAGAGCCUCCAAAAGACCCAAGAGAUUGUCCGAGAAGGAGUCCUCGACGACGGCUUCGUGCUGCAGCAUGCCAACAAACUGAUUGUCCUGAUGCGUCAGUGCAAUGUCGUGCUGCGCUGGUACUGCCUGCACACCUCCCGCGAGGUUUUCAUCAUAUCGUGCAUUGCAGUCGAGCCCAGCCACGUGCACCAGUUGGUGCUCAAGGAGCUGAAGUUCAACCGGAACACUCUGUAUCAUCUCCUGCUCAACUGCAGCCAAAUGGAGCUGACUGUGCGGGAGCUGCUGGGCGAGGUUCAGCAGAGCAGGGAAGAGCGCUGGAGCAAGAGUCGCGAAGGGGCCAUGCAGCGUCUGCAGGAGCUGAGCGAAUCAUUUGCCGGCACCCGGCCGCUGGCGAAGAUCGAGGCGAAUGCCCAUCUGCAGCAAUGGUUCGGUGAGGUGGCCAAGCGGCUGCAGAAACUGGAAAUAGGCAGGCCGCAAAAGUCCGGCCGCCUCAUCAUUCAGGUAAUGCAGGCCCUGGACGAGGUGCAGGAGUACCACAAUCUGCACGCCAACAUGCUGGUGAAGCAGCAGUUGCAGGAGACGCGGGAUCUGCUCAAUCGGAUGGCACAGUUGAUCAACCUGAAGGAGGACAUUGAGAUCCAGAUACAGAUGAUCACCGACUUCAGUUAUGCCUGGCAUCUGCUGCAACGGGACUUCAGGCCCCUUAUGCAGGAGCACAUCAAGCGUCAGCCGCACGCAGUCCGCGGCAUUCGGUCAGUGUUCCUCAAGCUGGCCAGCACUCUGGAGGUGCCCUUGAUGAGGAUUAAUCAGGCCAAGAGCGAGGAUCUCGUGUCCGUGUCCAACUAUUACAGCACAGAGCUCGCCAACUUUCUGCGUCGAGUGCUCCAGAUUGUCCCAGAGACCAUGUUUAGCAUUCUGGCGAGGAUUAUCCACCUGCUGACGAACGUGAUAAUGGAGUUUCCCACGCGCCUGGACAAGGACAAGCUUAAGCACUACGCCCAAUUCGAGGAGCAGGCCAAGGUGGCUCAUCUGACUAACUCCAUUGCGGUGUUUACCAAGGGAAUCCUCAUGAUGAAGACCACGCUGGUGGGGGUAAUCGAGCUGGACCCCAAGCAGCUGCUGGAGGAUGGCAUUCGGAAGGAGCUGGUCAAUCAUUUGGCCAAUGCCUACAAUCUGGGACUGAUUUUCACGCCCGAGAAGGGCAAGUCGCAGGUGCAGCUCAUGCAACAGAAGCUUCAGACUCUGGCCAAGACCAUUGAGGGAUAUCGACGGUCCUUCGAGUACAUCGAGGACUAUCUGAGGGUGCAGGGUCUGGGCAUUCUGCUGGAGGAGUCCCAGCGUAUCAUCAGCUACAAUGUAGAGAAGGAAUGCAACGCCUUCCUGCGGAACAAGGUCCAGGAGUGGCAGUCGAGCCAUCAGAGCCAGAUCAUACCCAUUCCCAACUUCCCGCCCCUGCAGGGGGACCCAUCGAACUCCAACAAUUUCAUUGGACGCCUAGCCCACGAGCUCCUGCGCUGCACAGAGCCCAAAGGGACCAUCUACCUGGACCUGAAGAGGACGUGGUAUGAGAAGCGAGCCCCGCACCCGGAAGUGCUAUCCGCCUCUGGGUUCUUUGACAUUCUGCGCGAGGCUCUCGACCCCGCUGGCAUGGUCGGCCUGGAGCGGCUCUAUGCCCACAUGCUGGCGGACGAGCUAAAGCGCAAUCUGGAGCGGCUUCAGAAGAACCUCACCUCGGAUCGCAUGUGGCGCGACGCCCUGGAAAGCGUCACGAAAGAGCUGGAGUCGCGCGACUUCCCCGGCCCCGAGGUGGCCAAGCAGCCGCUCAAGUAUUAUCUGGACUAUACCCAGCGCUGGAUGAAGGUGUGGCCCCGGCUCUUAGACUGGGUGCUCUCGGUGGGCCAGAAGCAAGUGCUGCGCCAGCAAAUCGCCACCGAGCUGAGCUUCAGCAGCAAAUGCGAGGCCAAGCUGUUGCAGAACACGGCGGACACGCUUAAUCGCGCCUUCCUGCUGGAACUCUCGCGCAGCAAGGACCUGUGCGAUGAGCAGGGCGUUGGAACGCUGACGGACCUUGAGGACAUCCUCCUCUGCACGGGUAACUUUGAGCCCUUAGAGCAGGUGUUCUUCCCAACCAAGAACACGCACAAUGUCUCGUUGUUUCUGUUUCUCUUCACCAUUGCUCAUGUGGAUCGACUGCAGCAUUCCGCUAACACAGACUGCCUGCUGCCCAAGGCAGCCAAAGAUGUGAUUGAUUGUGUGCCCCUCGUGGUGGGCCUCCUGACCAUUCUUCAGCAGUUCCACAGGAACGUCAAGAUGCUGUACAUCUCCUACAUGAGUCAGUAUGUGGUGACGGUGGCCGAAGCGCAGCUAUCGGACAAGGAAAUGCUGGGACCCGAAGUGACCACUGUGCUCCACUUCCUGCAGACCUUUGUGCGGCUGGGUCGCCUGCCGCUGCGAGUCCUCGAGCAGCGCAUACCCAACAUGAUACUCUCCGAGUUCGAGUAUCUGGCCACGCCCAUCAAAUGAGGCGGCUCUUAGGCUACACAAACUUUAAUAAAUUCAAAACAUAACAAAGAAAUGCCUCGCUGAGGUGCAAAUGGAGAUAGGAGUGGGGCACAACAACAGCAACGAACUGAGGAUGAGGAUCAGGAUUCAGGAUGAGUAAGUAAUAUCCGUUUCCCCCUCUCCCAUGGAGUGGGCUCAUUUACGUGAUGACGGUGGGAGCAUUGCGGCCAGUGAAUUUGGGCAGCUGAGAAAUCUCCAGGGCAAUGUCAAUCAAGGGCUUCAGCAUGACGCUGGCCUGGCCCAGGACAUUCUCCUUCUCAUACGAAUCAAUGUACAAACUGAAAGAAGGAAAAGCAAGCGUCGUAAAUACGAGAAGAGUUAACACGUUGUGCGAGUACUCACCGCACUGUGGCUCCGGAGCUGCCUGUGCCACUGAGACGCACCACAAUGCGGCUGCCGUCCUCGAAGACAAUGCGCAGUCCCUGCUUGGUGGCAACCGACUUGUCUACGGGAUCUGUAUAGCUGAAGUUGUCCGCCUCCUUCACCUUGUAGCUUUUGCCGCCGCUGGAAAAGGUCUUGCCCACAAACCCUGCCGCCGUGAUGGUCUUCUCCAUGGUGUCCAUCAUCUCGUUGCAGGGAUCCGAGGCGCAUUCCUCGUAGUCGUAGCGGGUAAAAUAAUUGCGGCCGUAGGUGGACCAGUGCUGCUUAAGGAUAUCCUCGAUUCCCUUUCCCGUGUGCUGCAUUACCGAGAUCCAGGCGAGGACUGCCCAGAUGCCAUCCUUUUCGCGGAUGUGAUUGGAGCCAGUGCCGAAGCUCUCCUCGCCGCACAGACAGAGGCGUCCGGCAUCCAUGAGAUUACCAAAGUACUUCCACCCGGUGGGCACCUCGAAGACCUCCUUGCCGAGCUUCUUGCCCACGAGAUCCACAGCCGAAGCGGUGGGCAUGCUGCGAGCGAAUCCCUGGACGCCGUUCUUCUGGAAGUACGGAAUGGCCUCCAGGUAAUGGGCAAUCACGGCCAGCGAGUCGCUAGGUGUCACGAAGAAAGCCUUGUGGCCGAUGAUCAUGUUGCGAUCGCCAUCACCGUCGAAGGCGGCACCUAUAUCGUAGUCACCCUUAGCGACUGUAUCAACCAGAUCCUUGGCGUAGGUCAGAUUCGGAUCGGGGUGCAGUCCCCCAAAGUCUGGCAGUGGAGUGGUGUGGACCACGCAGGACUCGCUGGCACCCAAGCUCUUCAGAAAGAUUUCCUUCACGUAGGGCCCGGUGACACCGUUCAUCGCAUCAAUCCUCAUCUUCAGAGGCUUGCCCGUGACCUUGCCGCUGACAAACUCCUUGAGUUUGCCCAUGUCAAAGAUCUCUUCCAUGAGGCGCAGAUAGUCGGCCACCGAAUCGAUGACGUUCACGGUGAAGGGCUUGCCGGCAAUGUCGAAGUUGCUCACGCCCACCUUGGCGAUGUCGAUCUGCAGGCCACGCACCAGCUUGUACUCCUUGAUCUCGGUAGUCAGCUUGUGGAUGCUGUUGGUAAAUGCGUCCGGGGCUGGUCCACCGUUCUCGCAGUUGAACUUGAUGCCGAAAUCGUUCUCGGGGCCGCCCGGAUUGUGGGAA
This is a messenger RNA of Drosophila miranda, 5412 nucleotides long. It is a transcript of the gene Strump, whose product is annotated as WASH complex subunit homolog 5. Lineage: Eukaryota; Metazoa; Arthropoda; Insecta; Diptera; Drosophilidae. Gene Ontology annotation, cellular component: endosome; WASH complex. Gene Ontology annotation, biological process: actin filament polymerization; endosome organization; regulation of actin nucleation. The coding region runs from base 247 to 3831 and encodes 1194 amino acids. The record is from RefSeq and is a predicted model, not a curated record. The transcript is spliced from 7 exons.